This is a messenger RNA of Manis javanica (Malayan pangolin), 6285 nucleotides long. It is a transcript of the gene GPATCH2L, whose product is annotated as G-patch domain containing 2 like. The record is from RefSeq and is a predicted model, not a curated record. NCBI's taxonomy places the organism in Eukaryota, Metazoa, Chordata, Mammalia, Pholidota, Manidae.
AGCGCUGGCAGGGAGGGUCCUUUCGCGCAGCCGAACCCUCCAGCUCCACCACCGCCCCACCCCAUCUGCUCACACCGGAAAUGAGAUCAGGGAGGGAAACCCCGGCGGGGAGACUCGGCCCCAAAAGCGGCGGCCAUUGGAGGUGGCUGCGGCAGCUGAUGAGGCCUCAUGGAUGAGCUGGUACAUGACUUAGCCUCAGCUUUGGAACAGACAUCUGAGCAGAAUAAGCUUGGUGAGCUGUGGGAGGAGAUGGCCCUGAGUCCUCGGCAGCAGAGGCGGCAGCUUCGCAAGCGGAGAGGACGGAAGCGCCGCUCAGAUUUCACUCACCUGGCAGAGCAUACCUGCUGCUACAGUGAGGCCUCUGAGUCAAGCCUGGACGAGGCCAUUAAGGACUGUCGGGAAAUGGCCCCCAUUGCUAAUUUUAGUGACUCUGAUGACACCAUGGUAGCCAAACGGCACCCAGCUCUCAACGCCAUUGUUAAGAGUAAGCAACAUUCUUGGCAUGAAUCUGACUCCUUUACUGAAAAUGCACCUUGUCGACCACUCAGGCGCCGGCGGAAGGUGAAGCGAGUGACAUCAGAGGUGGCUGCCAGCCUUCAGCAGAAGCUCAAGGUAUCAGAUUGGAGCUAUGAGAGAGGCUGCAGGUUCAAGUCUGCUAAGAAGCAGCGUCUGUCUCGCUGGAAGGAGAAUACUCCCUGGACCUCAUCAGGUCACGGGUUGUGUGAAUCAGGAGAAAAUAGGACUUUCCUAAGCAAAACGGGAAGGAAAGAAAGGAUGGAGUGUGAAGCAGAUGAACCAAAACAGGGCUCAGAUGAGAACAUGUCAGAAUGUGAAACCAGCAGUGUGUGUAGCAGCAGUGACACAGGACUCUUUACCAACGAUGAAGGACGACAAGGGGAUGAUGAGCAGAGUGAUUGGUUCUAUGAAGGAGAAUGUGUCCCAGGAUUCACUGUCCCUAAUCUUCUGCCCAAGUGGACUCCUGAUCCUUGCUCUGAAGUAGAAAGAAUGGAUUCUGGACUGGAUAAACUUUCAGAUCCCACAUUCCUUUUACCUUCUCGGCCAGCUCAAAGAGGGUACCAUGCUCGCUUGAAUCGCUUGCCUGGAGCUGCAUCUCGAUGCCUCAGAAAGGGGCGAAGAAGGCUUCUUGGGAAGGAUACCAGCCUAAGUACUUUGGGUACUGAGAGGAUAGGCCACGUCAUUAGUGACCCUCGGCAGAAAGAAAAGAAUAAAGCGUUGGCUUCUGAUUUUCCUCACAUUUCUGCUUGUGCACAUGAGUUUAAUCCCCUUUCUCCCCUUUACUCCCUGGAUGUUCUUGCUGAUGCUUCUCAUCGAAGAUGUUCACCAGCACACUGCUCUGCCAGACAGGCAAACAUACACUUGGGACCCCCAUGUUCACGUGACAUCAAGAGGAAACGGAAACCUGUGGCAACAGCAUCUCUUUCUAGCCCAAGUGCAGUUCACGUGGAUGCAAUGGAACCGAUCACACCAGAAUCACAGGCCCAGAAAUCUCCAAACUCUGAGUGGUUGGCCCGGACCUCUGCCUCAGAGAAAGCCACUGACUCAGCUGCAGCUACGUUUUUUAAAAUGCCACAGGAGAAGAGCCCUGGAUACAGCUAGAGAGCAGGGCUAGAGAGCAGGGCUUCACCCCGGGAGCCGGCUGGGGGUGUCAGACCCAUACCGCACUCGGUGUUACAGAGUCCUGCAUGUCCUGAUUGCCAUCCCAGUCCUCUCACCUCCAGAACUGACUGCUCUUCAAACAAAGCAGUGGACUCUUUCUCUUGGAAAAUCACGCUGUGGAAGCUGCUUUGUUUGUUUUUUAACUAAAAUAUUGGGGCAGCAAUUUUUUUUAAGAAAAGGCCAUCCUGUGCUCUGUUUGCUACCCUAUUAUUGCUGUCCCAACAGUUCCCUGCAGCUCCAUUUAGAGCUGUUGCUUUUUUGCAGGUAUGUCUUUUUCUUGAAACUCUAGGAACUGCUUUUGCAUACUGUUUGUGCUUUUAAUAAUCAUUUGAGGAAGUCCCAAAUUUGCAGCCAGUUCCAGACAGCUGUAACACUGAGUUAAGACCUGUGUAUGGAAUUGUGUUUAUACAAGGUAAAGCUUGCCUGUGAGUCUGGUCUUCAUUCACUCACCAGAGUGCCAAUAAGGUAAGUUCACCAGAUUCUCAAUCUGGAGCCUCAGAAGAGACACCAGCGGCAGGGGCCUUGGGGCUUCUUCCCUCCCUCUGGUUGGUCUGAUGGGAUUGCCAGCAGCUGCACUGUGCUCUGCUUCAUCUCCAAAGGUCAUGUUCUACUGAAAGAGGACCUUAUAUAUAUAUAUAUAUAUAUACACAUAUAUAUGUGCAUACAUAUACAGAUUGGUGUGGUGAAGAAGAUGGUGUAGAUGUACAGCAAACUUAAAAUAGUGGGUUGUGUCUUAAUACUUCUUGUGGCAGUGUAAACCUUUAUAUACUAGGGACUUCUGUUGUUCAUUUAUAGGUCAGUAACCAGCAGAAAUUCACACUCUAUUAUAAUAAUGGCUUCUUGGGGCCAUACUUUGGGGAGGAAAAAAUGUCUUUUUGACAUGCCUUUAUGCUUGGUGUGUUUAUGAUGGCUCAGCUGCAUGUAGAGUUAUAUAUAUAGCCACGCCUGAAGUUGGAUGCUACUUUGUCAAAAUGAGGAAUAAGUGAUUGCCUAGAGCUGCCAGAGAAAAGCCACCUUUCUAAAAAGGUGUUAUCAAGAGUGUCUGUCAUUCAGGGGCUUGGUUGACAGAAGGGCCCUUUUCUGUCUGAACUGAGUACAUUUACUCUGAAAUGUACAAGAAUCGUUUUCUAAGUGUUGCCGCUCUGAUGAUGUUCUGGAGGAGCUGUCUCUCCUGCUCCUGCGUAUUUUCUGUGCUUAAAUAGGUGCUGAAUGGGACAGUCUCCUUUCCCUGAAAUGUGGUUGUCCCCUUUUCUCAUACAGAAUGCAGUCGUGGGCUGCUCUAUCAUAUUCCCUUUAAAAUUUACUGUCCUUACCAGUGGUGGCUACAGAAUUUCCUUGUUGACAUGAGUCUAGUUGGAAAGGGGGACUUGAAACUAAGUUUACAUAGUACUUUAUGUAAAACCAAGAACAUGUCAAUUGUCAAUAAUAAAGCAUAGGACAGAGGGAGGGGCUGAUGGAGACUGGGGUGAGGAGUAGUGCUAAAGCCACCCCAGCACCCCUGGGAGUCACCCCUUCCUCAUGCAGUAGUGAGUUUACUUCCCUUCCUCUGGGCUGCACCCAUAGCAGCCUAGAAAAUAAACUGUCUGCUGUAUGUAAAAUGGCACUAUGUGCUCUCUCACCUAGUUCCCACAGUGUCCUGAGGCACACAGUUCUAAUGUAACAUGUUGGACUUAAGGGAGAAAUCCACGGGCAUAAUUUUCUAUGCACUAAGCCUGUAGCUCACGCAGAGAUCGGUCCUGUGAUUGUUGCCUCUUGAGACCCCCAUAGUUAGGGUAGCAUCUUUUUUUCAUGAUAUGUUACCUAAACCUGUUAACAUGACAUGUUACUUUUCUACCUGUGAUUUUAAAAAAUCUAUUUAUACAAUUUUAUUUGCAUUUUAAACAUCUCUAUGAUGUAAAGGUAGGUGACUGCCACCAUUUUACGGAGACAAGAACAGUCACAGAGUUUAGUGACUUGUGCAAAUUCACAUUAUCAAGCCAAGACUAAAUUCACUGAGAGUGCCAAUAUCCCAGACUUUCAGACUUUGUCUGCUCUGGACUAUGAUCUUUUGUUUUUCAUUGAUAGACCUGAGUCACUCUGAGAUCCAUAUAUUUAAAACAGUAUGUUAUGAAUAUUUAUCAUGUUUCUUGGGUAUGCUUUUCUAAAUGUUUUGAAUACUUUGAGCAGGGAUCACCCAACAAUGUCAUUAUCUACCUGUAAUAAGUAGGGAAGAAAAUUAAUUGCCUAAGAAAAUAGCCACUAAACACACAAAUACUUGGCAAUACAGGGUUGUAAAUCGUGCUCCUCAUUUUAAGCUGCUGCAAGAGCAUGCUUACAGAAUUAUUAACAGUUGAUUUUGCUUGUUUUCUGUAUGAAUGCGUUCCAGAAGCAUAACCCUAGAACUGAAUGUAUUUUCAAUCUUAAAUUUUAAAUUUCCUUUUUAAUAUGUCAUAGUGUAGAAUGUCAUAAGUUAAGAAAAGUCUGUUACCUUUCAACAGAAGAUAAUUUCAAAUUUGGGUUUUGUAAUCUGCUGAAAAAACUUUGAUAGCCCGACUUCCUUGGGGGAAAAUCCUUGAGCUCACAUGUAUUUGGUCUGCUCAAAAGAAGUAACUGGAGCUGAGUUCCCAGUUUUUACUUAUUUCAGGGUUCUGAUUUCUCUCCGUUGGCUACAGUCUGCCUGCCUGAAUCUUAAUCUUGUAUAUUUUCCACAAAGGGCAGAAAUUAAGACAUUAUCGACUUCAAUGGGAAUCAUUCAUUAACAUUAGUUUUGCUUAUGAGAUUAAGGGAAUUUGUGAUUAUUUUUCAGAUGCAACUUCAUUUGUAUCAAAACUCUUGUGUUGCUUUUUGGUAAGAAGAACUAUUCAGCAGAGGAAAUUAGUAGCUGUUCACGUGUCACCAAAUUUGGGAGAGACAGAAUAUAUCUUUGUAGAGUGGUGUAUACUUGAUAAAUAGGUGACAUUUAACCUUGAAUUCUUUAGAAAUCAAAUGCAGUUAAAAAUUCAGACGACAUUGUUUUGCUGGACUAUGAAACAGGAUGCAAACAAGCCUGUGUGGGCAGCAAAAUGACCGAAAGCUGAAAUAAAGCUUCUUAAUCUGUUAUGCUUAGGGCAUCCCUUGCCAAGUAGCACUCCAUAUGUCAGGCAGGUAUUAAACUAUUUAUGAAUCCCAAAUAGAUUAAUCUGACGUAUCAUGGCGUUUUGGAAUCAGACACACAAUCUAGACCACAGCAUUGGGAAUUCUGACACUGCAAAGUAAAGCGGCAGAGUUAAUCAUGAAAGGCACAUAGAGCUGAAUAAGUUAGAGUGUCACGGGGAAGGAGGUGGGCUGGCCCUGUCGUUGCUGAUGUGAUGGGUUCUCCAGUUUGUCUCUAGGCAAAGAUUCCUGGUGAUGUAUGAUUCAUUUCAGGUCUUUGUUUUAUUUUGGCUUUAUUACCAUAGUUCUGAGCUGUACACUUUUGGUUGCCUGGGGAGAAGACUAUGUAAAAACCUCAGCAUUAGAAGCUGUAUUCAGUGUUCUGUAUGUCUGGUGAACCUUGUCAGAGCUGGGACGAGAACAGAGUGGUUUACUCCGGCAGCUGUGGUGUGGUCUCGGUGGGGGUAUAGCUUACAGCGUGUGUCGUGGUUCAUGGGCUGGGGGGAGGGAUGGGAGAGGCAGUUUGCUCUUGCUGUCAGCUGCUUCCUUUGUUACUGCUUGAGCCGCCCAUUUUCCUUGUCAGUAUUUCCUUAUCUCCCACUCCUGUCAUGACAGUGGAGUUACUGAUGGUAGCAGCCAUCAGUAUGGGUUCCUUCUCCAUCAGAAAACUGGUACAGAAGGUAAAGGUGAGGACAUCGGUGAAUUCUGCUGUUAGCAUUAAACUUAAAGUGGCCCAGAAAUGCUUUCACCUAUGUCAAGAUUGCAAAACAGCUAAAAGUCAAAUUCCUGGAAACAGCGACACCAAAAAGACACAAGGAGGACAAGUGAUACUGCUGAAGAGUGUGGAUUACAAGGUUUUUAACAAGUCCAGCAAAACAAACUUAGGGUCAAAGAAGACAUUUUUCUGCCACUGCAAAUAGACAUAAAAAACUGUGGUAAAAUUGCCAAAUUUUGGGAAUAAAAAUUUUAAGCAGUUAUUGAUGAAUGAGGCAGAUCCUAAAGAUUCAUGAAGGACCACAAUCUUGGCAAGGUCCAGAAGUGGGAAAGCAAGGGGAAGAGAGUGGAAGGUGCUGAGGACGGAUGCCUGGGUCCCCAGGCCAGCAGCAUCAGUACGUUCUCCCCCUCAAACCUGCUGAGUGAGAAGCCCUGUGGCUGGGGCUUGGCAGGCCGCUACAAGCCUUCCAGGGACUCCGGUGUGCCAUCACCCGAGACCUACAGGCUCUACUCUGGUUACAAAGGAACGUUUUAAUAUGCUGGUGUCUGUUCCCCUGAGGUCUGAGGUGCUCUUAUAUUUCCCUCCCUAAGUGUAGAGAUGUUUUGUGUAUGAUUCUUUGUAGAAACUGUUAAUGUCUUUAUUUCCCAUACUUUUUCCCUCAAGCUCCUGAAAGAUCCCCUGGAAAUACUGAAAAAGGAUGAUGUGGAAAAAAGAUGCCAUCAAGGCCAUAUUUAGAUGGAUGGAAACAACCUUUUAAAAGUGGAUUAAAAUAUAUGAAUGAA